Molecule: messenger RNA, 2279 nt
Organism: Notolabrus celidotus (New Zealand spotty)
Lineage: Eukaryota; Metazoa; Chordata; Actinopteri; Labriformes; Labridae
Gene: eepd1
Product: endonuclease/exonuclease/phosphatase family domain containing 1
Exons: 8
Coding region: 345-2015 (556 amino acids)
Biological process (GO): DNA repair
Cellular component (GO): plasma membrane
Molecular function (GO): DNA binding
Source: RefSeq, a predicted model, not a curated record
CCGGUGUUUCUAGUCUGAGUUUGUGCGUCUUGACGCGCGUGGGGAUUAUGGUUUGAAUCGACGUGAGCUUGUCACUGUCAGAUGAGCGCGUGUGGAGGCCGACCUGUGGACAGUCGCACAUCACACAGCUGGAGGGCAAAGUUUACAGAGGAGCCCGUUUAUCCUGCUCCGAUCCCCGCAGAGGACUCACACACACGUCCGGACAGAGGCUGUGCGAGGACCCGGUGAGUGCAGCAUGUAGCUGGACUGAGGAGGACUGCUGUGCUUCUUCUCUCCGCCGUGGCCCGCUGUCUGCCCACGCCCGCUGCGCCUUUCUGAUCCCCCGCAGGUGACCCUCCGGAGCCAUGGGUGGGAGUCUGGGCUGCCACCGCUCCAUCCCCAAGGACCCCACAGACUUCAGCUGCGGCAAGCGCAAAUUCAGCGCUGCGUGCAACUUUAGCAACAUCCUGGUGAACCAGGAGCGACUCAACAUCAACACCGCCACCGAGGAGGAGCUCAUGACUCUACCGGGAGUCAACCGCACUGUUGCGCAGAACAUCGUGGAGUACCGGGACUGUAUCGGCGGCUUUAAGAAGGUGGAGGACUUGGCUCUGGUGAGCGGUAUCGGAGCCACCAAACUGGAGGUGAUCAAACUGGAAAUAUGCGUCUCUAGCAGGACCAGCUCGUCCCAGCACUCCCCGUCCUCCCUGCGCAAAGACCUGGACCACCAGUCCAGCACCGGCAUGAACAUUAACACCGCCACCCCGGCACAGCUCAUGAGUAUCAGGGGCAUCACGGAGAAGAUAGCCAAGAACAUCGUGGCGUACCGGGCCGAGCACGGUCCGUUUAAGAGCAUCGAGGACCUGGUGCGGGUAAACCACAUCAACAGCUCUCUGCUGGACAAAAUCCGCUUCCAGGUGUUCGUGGAGCGCUCCAGGGCGCCGUCCACCAACACCAACGGAGGACUCACCUGUACCACUAAGUCUCACCCUAGCCCGACCUCUUUUAGCAUCAUGAGCGACGACCUGGACCUCCCCCCAGGAGGACCGACCCAGAUCAUCUCCGUGCGGCCCAACGUGGAGCCUCCGUCCGGCCUGCGGGACGGGAAGCCCGUGGUGCGGAUCGCCACCUGGAGCCUGCAGGGCUGCUCCUGCGACAAGGCUAACAACCCGGGGGUCAAAGAGGUGGUGUGCAUGACCCUGCUGGAGAACGACAUCAAGUUGUUGGCGGUGCAGGAUCUGUUGGAGCGGGAAGCUCUCGAUAAGUUCUGUGUGGAGUUAAACCAAGGAACCCUGGCCAGCGUACGGAGGUGGAAAGGCUCACGGGGACUGUGGAAAAGUGUUGUGUCCGAAAAACCAACAGCACACUCCAGCAAGGGAGCAAGCUACUCCGGCUUUCUGUGGGACAGUUCGUCUGGUGUUGAGCUGAAGGACGCCACAGUCCUUGAGUCUCCGGUCAUCAACGGCAACGGGAAUCAUACGCAUCCUCGACUCUUCCUGGCUCACUUCUCUGUUGGAUCAUACGAUCUGACGCUGGUGAACGUCCACAUGCAGGCCGCAGCUCCAUCAGGAGAGUCCAACGGCAAGAACCACAACACAGAUGAAGCCAAGAGUCAGCGUCUCUCCCCCAGCAUCCAGGAAACACUCAAAGCUGAGAAGGAGCUGGUGGUGCUGGGAGACUUUGGCGGCCCUCCUCAGAGCUCAGACCUAGACUUACUGAGGAAGGAAAAGCUUGGGGCUCUGAUACCAUCCACACAGUUCACCAACAUCAGUACCCGCUCCCCGCAGGGCACCCGCUGCCUGGACAACAUCUGGCUGAGUCGCUCCAUGAAGAAAAUAUAUUCCGGUCACUGUAUGGUGGUGCGGGAGGCGUUGACGAACCCCUGGAUACCAGACAACUGGUCGUGGGGCGGGGUGGCAUCAGAUCACUGUCCUGUGGUGGCUGAAUUUUACGCAGACGUUUCCACCAAGGAGCUGAGCAGGCCUGGUAUGGCCGUGGUGGACAGAGGGGACAUUAUGCCCAAACACGAGCGGUGACGAAACCCACAGCAGAAGGUCGUGGAUCACUUCAGACUCUGACCCACGAGGAUCCUGCUUCAUCCUGGUUAGCAGAGGAGCUUCCUGAUGAAUGUGAAGAAGUGCCAAGAUUGCCUUUUGGGUUUGAAUUUAUUAAUGUAUCAUACUAACUGGUGAGUCCUAGAGCCAUAAAAUGUUAAGAAGAAGGCAUAUAAUGUACUUUAAAAAGAAAUGUGCCAAACAUUUUCUAUCUGUGUAUAUAAUAAAGAGAAAUUAAAAUAUGUA